This is a messenger RNA of Rhincodon typus (whale shark), 975 nucleotides long. It is a transcript of the gene barhl1b, whose product is annotated as BarH-like homeobox 1b. Bases 1 to 975 code for a protein of 324 amino acids. Gene Ontology annotation, cellular component: nucleus. The record is from RefSeq and is a predicted model, not a curated record. The transcript has 3 exons. Gene Ontology annotation, biological process: regulation of transcription by RNA polymerase II. Lineage: Eukaryota; Metazoa; Chordata; Chondrichthyes; Orectolobiformes; Rhincodontidae. Gene Ontology annotation, molecular function: DNA-binding transcription factor activity, RNA polymerase II-specific; RNA polymerase II transcription regulatory region sequence-specific DNA binding.
AUGGAAGGGUCUAACGGCUCCAGCUUUGGGAUUGACUCGAUUCUGUCUCACAGAGCAGCCAGCCCCGUCUUGGCCAAAGGAGACCCGUUGAUGGGCGACUGCAGGUCUCCCCAGGAGGUGAAAGCCGGUCUGAGCCCGGUAUCGGAUGUAGGUAGCGAGCAGAGCUCGCCUUCCUCGCCCGGCCUGGAGUGCGCCGAGGUGGCGCCGCAACUGCCGGGAGCCGCGGGCGGGAUCGAGACGCAGCCGCAUCCCGGGCAACUGUGCGCCGCUCCCCAGCCCAGGACUGCUACCUCCUCCUUCCUUAUCAGGGACAUUCUCGGAGACUGCAAGCCGUUAGCGGCCUGCGCCCCGUAUUCAAGCAGCGGCCAGGCUCCCCAGGAAGCGGCUCAUAAACGAGGAGAAGAAUUCCUAGAGAAACUGGAGAAAAGGGAGAAUUCGUCCUCAGACACGGAAUAUAAAGUUAAAGAAGAAGCAGAGAGAGAGAUCUCAAGUAGUCGGGAGAGCCCGCCUGUGCGGUUGAAGAAGCCGCGGAAAGCUCGCACGGCCUUUACUGACCACCAGCUCGCUCAGCUGGAGAGGAGCUUCGAGCGGCAGAAGUACCUGAGCGUACAGGACAGGAUGGAACUGGCGGCUUCGCUCAAUCUCACAGACACGCAAGUCAAAACCUGGUACCAGAACAGGAGGACGAAGUGGAAAAGACAGACGGCAGUGGGACUGGAACUCUUGGCAGAGGCAGGCAAUUACUCGGCCCUGCAGCGUAUGUUCCCAUCUCCUUACUUCUAUCACCCCAGUGUCGUCUCCAACCUGGAACCGACGGCUAUGUACAUGUACCGGGGUCCUGCCGCUCCUCACCCCGUCAUCCAGCGACCCCUCGUCCCGCGGGUGCUCAUCCACGGACUGGCAGCGGGGGGCGAGCAGCCGCCGCCUCUGCCCGGCCUCGCAGGUGUCCUUCCUCGGCCGCCACAGCCACGGUGA